Triticum urartu is the source of this 498-nucleotide messenger RNA. RefSeq lists its product as uncharacterized. The record is from RefSeq and is a predicted model, not a curated record. NCBI's taxonomy places the organism in Eukaryota, Viridiplantae, Streptophyta, Magnoliopsida, Poales, Poaceae. Gene Ontology annotation, molecular function: chromatin binding.
AUGCCGAAGUUGCGAAAACCGAAGGCCACCGUCGCGCCGGCGCCGCGCCGCCCGCCACCCUGCAUGGAGUACCGCGCGGGGUCCGACGAGGCAUGGUACGGCGCGCGCGUGGCGGUGCAGGACGGCUAUCUGCGCGUCAUGUUCGAGGAUUUCCUUGAGGACGCGGACGAGUGGUACGAUCCGGACGCGCCCGAGCUCGCCUCCCCGCGCGCCGCCGUGGACGCGCUGCGCGCGAGGUUCCGCCGGGCGUGCCCCGCCCUCGACGACGCCCGCUGUGGCGAUCUCCGCCCGGGCGACCAGCUCUGCCUCACCUGCGGCAUGCACGGCGGGGAGAUCAAAUACUACGACGCCGUCCUCGAGGCCGUACGUCCUCCGCGCCGCGCCCUACUCAGUAGAGAAGGCACCGUGGACGGCAAGGAGCGGUGCGCGUGCCGUUUCACGGUGCGAUGGACGUCGAGGUGGGCGGCGAGGUGGUCUGCUGCGUGCAGGAGUCACUGA